Molecule: messenger RNA, 3750 nt
Organism: Trifolium pratense (red clover)
Lineage: Eukaryota; Viridiplantae; Streptophyta; Magnoliopsida; Fabales; Fabaceae
Product: probable alpha-mannosidase At5g13980
Exons: 28
Coding region: 289-3429 (1046 amino acids)
Biological process (GO): mannose metabolic process
Molecular function (GO): alpha-mannosidase activity; carbohydrate binding
Source: RefSeq, a predicted model, not a curated record
UUUUAGCUGUUUUCAUUCUUGUUCUUUUCCUCCUAUCCAAUGAGGCAAGAUAUCCACACCUUAUCAUUAACCAUUUUAAAGUUUUAUCAAUGUCUUCGAAAUCAUAAACUGACAGUGACUUGUUGUCACAAGCAACCUUAAUAAUUCCUCAUUAUCCUCUCCCAAAACGACAAACAAAACCCGAUAAUCAUAUUGCACAAUAUCAUCCGCUCCUAAUACUUUAACUUUAUUAAACCAUUUUUUGUUCUUGACACUGUGUUGUGUUCUUGGUUGCUUAGUCUUGAAUCAAUGGAUAGUGGUGGUUCUCUCAUAUUUCCAUUGUUUUUACUCUUCUUGUUUUGGUGUAUCAUUUCAUCUGAAUCACAAUUCAUAAGCUACAAUACUACCUCAACCAUUGUUCCUGGGAAGCUUAAUGUUCAUUUGGUCGCUCAUACUCAUGAUGAUGUUGGAUGGUUGAAAACCGUUGAUCAGUACUAUGUUGGUUCCAACAACUCCAUUCAGGGAGCAUGUGUUCAAAAUGUGCUUGAUUCUCUUAUACCGGCUUUGUUAGCAGACAAGAACCGUAAAUUCAUCUAUGUUGAACAGGCAUUCUUCCAGCGUUGGUGGAGAGCACAGAGUGAAGUUGUUCAGAAAACAGUCAAGCAGCUGGUCAACUCUGGUCAAUUGGAAUUCAUAAAUGGAGGUAUGUGUAUGCAUGAUGAGGCUGCUACACAUUACAUUGACAUGAUUGAUCAGACAACCCUUGGACAUCGAUUCAUCAAAGACGAAUUCGGCAUAACACCAAGAAUAGGAUGGCAAAUUGAUCCAUUUGGACAUUCUGCAGUGCAGGCCUACUUGAUGGGAGCAGAGGUUGGAUUUGACUCUUUAUUCUUUGCACGGAUCGACUACCAAGACCGAGCUAAGAGAAAAGAUGAAAAAAGUCUUGAAGUUGUGUGGCAGGGCUCUAAGACCUUUGGUUCAUCUGCACAGAUAUUUUCUGAUGCGUUCCCUGUGAAUUAUGAACCUCCCAGUAAUUUCUACUAUGAAGUAGAUAGUGAUUCUCCGCUUGUUCAGGACGAUAUCAAUUUGUUUGACUACAAUGUCCCUCAAAGAGUAAAUGAGUUUGUCGCAGCUGCAAUAUCACAGGCCAAUAUAACGCGCACAAAUCAUAUAAUGUGGACAAUGGGGACAGAUUUCCAGUACCAAUAUGCACAUACCUGGUUUAGGCAACUGGACAAGUUUAUUAACUAUGUUAACCAGGAUGGACGAGUUAAUGCCUUAUACUCAACACCGUCAAUAUAUACUGAUGCAAAACAUGCUGCAAAUGAAGCUUGGCCAAUCAAGACGGAUGACUAUUUUCCGUAUGCUGAUCGUGUAAAUGGCUACUGGACGGGGUAUUUUACAAGUAGGCCAGCACUCAAAGGUUAUGUUAGAUUGUUGAGUGGUUACUACUUGGCAGCAAGGCAGUUGGAGUAUUUCAAAGGGAAGAGUGCCUUAGGUCCUAAUACUGAAUCUUUGGCUGAUGCUUUGGCUAUUGCUCAACACCACGAUGCGGUAUCUGGUACAUCAAAGCAGCAUGUGGCUAAUGAUUAUGCAAAACGGCUUUCAAUAGGUUAUACAAAGGCUGAGAAAGCUGUUUCAGCAUCACUUGCUUUCUUGACAGAGGCAGCAACCAAAACCGGUCAUAGGACUCCUCAGAUUCAAUUUCAACAGUGUCCACUUCUUAACAUAAGUUACUGUCCUGCAUCAGAAGUUGACUUCUCAGAUGGGAAAAAUCUGGUUGUCGUCAUUUACAAUCCUCUUGGAUGGAAAAGAGAGGAUGUUAUAAGGAUCCCUGUUGCCAAUGAAAAUGUCGUUGUUCGGGAUUCUAGUGGGAAAGAAAUCCAAUCACAGCUGCUGCCAAUACCUGAUUCUUUUCUUGGUUUAAGAAACUACCAUGCUGCAGCAUACCUAGGAGUAUCUCCAAAUGUAAACCCUAAAUAUUGGCUUGCUUUUUCAGCUAUUGUUCCUCCACUUGGUUUUAGCACUUACUAUGUGUCAAAAGAUAAACAAGCAGCUACUAUUUCAGAUAGACAUAUAGGAUAUAGAUCAGGGAGUCCGAACGAUACGUUUGAAGUAGGCCUAGGAAACUUGAAACUUAUUUACUCUGGGAAGGAAGGGAAACUUACUCAAUAUAUCAACAGAAAAAGGAAGGUCAAAGAAUCUCUAGAGCAGACAUACAAGUAUUAUGCCUCAUAUGGGAAUGACUUUACAGCAAAUGCUCAGGCGUCAGGAGCAUAUAUUUUUCGCCCUAAUGGUUCAUCAAUUCAAAUCAACCCCAACGGGACGGUAAAAUCAUACGUGAAUUGUGAACUACUUGUGUUCAAUUACCUUACCAAUAUUCAGUGUAACAAGAGAUUAAUGAGUUUUCAUUUUCAAAAAAUUCAGUCUCCUCUCACAGUUUUGCGUGGACCAGUCGUGCAUGAAGUGCAUCAGCAGAUCAAUUCAUGGAUAUACCAGACCACAAGACUGUUCAAAGGAAAAGAGCAUGCUGAAGUUGAGUUUAUUGUUGGACCUAUACCGAUUGACAAUGGAAUUGGCAAAGAAAUUGCAACCGAGAUUAAAACAAAUCUAACAAGCAGCAAAACCUUCUAUACUGAUUCUAAUGGACGUGAUUUCAUUGAACGUGUUCGAGACUAUAGAAAAGACUGGAACUUGGAAGUGAAUCAACCUGUUGCCGGAAAUUACUACCCUAUCAAUCUUGGUAUUUACCUAAAAGAUAACAACAGAGAGUUUUCUGUAUUGGUAGAUAGGUCUGUGGGAGGUUCCAGCAUCUUAGAUGGGCAAUUAGAGCUAAUGGUUCAUAGGAGGAUACUUAAUGAUGAUUCCAGAGGUGUUGCCGAGGCACUAAACGAAACAGUUUGCGUCUCUAAUAAGUGCACAGGCUUAACAGUUUUAGGGAAGUACUAUUUCAGAAUUGAUCCUGUAGGAGAGGGAGCUAGAUGGCGUCGAACAUUUGGUCAAGAGAUAUACUCUCCAUUUCUUUUAGCCUUCACAGAGUGUGAAGGUAACUGGGGAGAUUCUCAUGUCACAACGUUCUCAGGAAUAGAUUCCUCGUACAGCUUACCAGAAAAUGUUGCAAUAAUAACCCUCCAGGAUCUUGGCGAUGGAAAAAUUCUCCUUCGGCUGGCGCACUUAUAUGAGAUUGGCGAGGACGCGCAUCUCUCAGUAAAGUCAAGUUUAGAGCUUAAAAAGGUGUUCCACAAUAAACAGAUAAACAAAGUAACCGAGGUAAGCUUAUCAGCUAACCAAGAAAGAGCAGAAAUGGAGAAGAAGAGAUUAGUGUGGCAAGUUAAAGGGUCAUCUCGAGAACCGCAGGUGUCGAGGGGAGGACCAGUUGAUCCAGAAAAGCUAAUUGUAGAACUUGCUCCCAUGGAAAUAAGGACUUUUAUUAUCAAUAUUAACCAAUAAAGUUGCAUGCAUUGGGAGGGAAUGGAUCUUUUAGUUUGAGAUUUUAUGGUGAAAAAAUUGUGCUUAUAAGAACAAUAUUCUAUCAAUAAAAUUGUUAAGGUCUCACUUAUGUAAUAAUUUAAUUGAUGAGAGACAUCAUGCACAAAAUUUUCAUGUGAUUAAAUAAGUCUAAAUUUUAGGACAAGAUAUCCAUUUCCUUACAUCAUAGUGAAAAAUAAACAAUGCUGUUAGAAAUGUAAAUAAGUUCAAGGUCUGUUUGGCUAAAGUUGUAAGAACUCAUUUUCAUUGCCAAUAAAGUUAAUUGAUUGAAUUUGAGAAUCA